GCGGUGCUGCGGCUCGGAGCUCCGUGUUGUUCUGAGAAAAGAGACCGAAGGUGGAGCGGGUGGAGACGGACGGCGCAGCCCUAGCCCCGCUCGGUUCGCAGCCUUCACACACGCUCGCUCCGGGCGCGCGCUCCGCGGUUCCGUGCGGGUUCAUGUCGGUCCUGCCCGCGCUGUAAGGCGUCGUAGCGGGAAGUUUAUCGAGGGGGGGUGGGUUUAGCCAGCCGGGGGGGCCAUGGCAGUCGAGGCUCGGCCGGAGCUGGUCGGGAAGCGCUUCCUCUGCGUCGGCGGGGACGAGCCGCCGGAGCUGGGGGACAUCGGCCGCUGGCCGUGGAGGUCCGGGGUCAUCCGAGCCGUCAACCACCGGGACAACGACAGCGCGGAGCUGACGGUCUACGUGGAGUUUGACGACCAGGAGUGGGAUCAGAGGGAGUGGGUCAAGGUCUACGAGGACUUCCAGCUGUUCCUCCUGGAGCACCAGCUGGUCUGGGCCAAGAGGAAGGACGGAGCGGCGGGCGGAGGAGGCGGAGCAGCGGGAGGAGCGGCCGUCCUGCUGCAGGGAACCCGGUCCAAGCACAUACAGUGGCCCGCCCUGGCCUUCAAGCCGGUGGUGGGGAAGAGCCUGCUGGCCGCCGUCACGGCGGUGGAGUUCCUGUUGGACCGCCAGCUGGACUUCCUGCCGGACCACUUGCCCUGCCAGCCCUACCAGGAUGAGGUGGACAGUCAGCACCCCGUGUUAAGAGACAACCCUCAGCUCCACGAAGAAAUCAAAGGCUGGCUCAAAGACCAGAAGGUGCAGGAGAUUUUUAUGCAAGGUCCGUACUCUCUGAAUGGAUACCGUGUGCGAGUGUACCGGCAGGAUUCAGCCACCCAGUGGUUCACUGGCAUCAUCACUCACCACGACCUCUUCAGCCGCAACAUGGUCGUCAUGAACGACCAGGUGCUGGAGCCUCAGAACGUCGACCCCUCCAUGGUCCAGAUGACCUUUCUGGACGACGUGGUCCACUCUCUGUUGAAAGGAGAAAACAUUGGCAUCACCUCCAGGAGACGGUCCAGAUCCAGCCAGAACAACAACAGCGCCCACAUGGCGGGAGGCCGACCCGGCGGGACCACCGGCAGCACUCAGAGUCACUACACCCGAGCCCAGGCCAACAGCCCCCGCCCCCUCAUGACGUCGUCGGGGCCCAACCCCAAAGGCUCCCAGGGGACGCCGGCCUCCCAGCAGCACAGCCAAUCGCAGCAGGGCCAGCAGCCGGCCGGCCAAUCGCACCACUCCCCGGGCGGGAGUGGGCGGGAGCAGAGGGAGCAGCGCAGCUCCCGCUCCUCCAAGAGGAAAGGCUCCGACAGCAGCCUGCCCGAGGACGACAAGGACCGCAAGGAGGACAGCGCCGGCAGAGAGUCCAAGUCCAAGGCCAAGCAGGCCGUCAACAAGCGCAGGAAGGGUGAUGAAGAGGAGAAGAAGGCGGGCCUGAAGAGGCUGAAGACCGACAUGACCUCUGACCUGUCGGAGAGCAGCGACUCAGAAAACCCCCACAAGAGGACCACCCACUCCUCCUGCUCCUCCUCCUCAUCUUCGUCCUCCUCCUCCUCCUCCUCCUCCUCCUCCUCCUCCUCAGAGCCAAACUCUGAGAACGAACUGAAGACUCGCAGCAGCGAUGUCAAACCCGGCGCCGUCUCCAAAAUGGAGGAGGACGAGCAGCCGCAGGGACCCAAAAUGAACAAUUCCUCUGCUCUCAUUGGCCGCAUGGCCCCGUGGGCGGAGCUUCAGGCGUCACAGGACAUGAAGAAGACCCUGGCGAUGGAAACGGGAAAAAGCAUCUCCAAGGAGGAGGAGGAGCUGGUGGCAGUCACACAGAUCACACAGUCGCCACGGCAACACACCCCUCAGCUGGCCGACGCCGUCCAGGGCGGCGGUCUGGAGAACAGCAAGAGCGCUGUGAAAGCGUCCCCCCGCUCUCAGACGCCGUCUCUGUCCCACCUGCACGCCGCGGCCGUCAUCGACAUCACGGACGAGGCCCAGGCCACCGUGCACCGCGAGAGCUCCGAGGCCGUGUCGGCGCUGCUGGCCUCGCAGAACGACGAGACCACCGCCCUGUCCCCCUACGGCCCCCUCAACCCCUCCCCCGUGUCCUCGCCCCCCGUCCCGCCGUCCCCCUCGCCCUCGGAGGGGGCCCGCAGGACGGACGCGGAGCCGCCUGUCCAGCAGCAAAGCAUCGUGGGAGGCGGCGUUGCGGCAGCCAGGAGUUCAAGCGGCAAGCUGGACUUCGUUCCGUCAGAGGUCAUCAGGCCGGUCACGUCUGUGGCUGAGAACGUUCACCUGGUGGAGAAGGAGAAAGCUGCUGCUCCGCACCACCCUCUUCAUCAUCAUCAUCAUCAUCAGCAGCAGCAGCAGCAGCAGCAGCAGCAGCAGCAGCACUACUCCUCCAUCCACCCCAACAUUAAGAGCCCGUCUUUACCCGAGGAGACGAGAAAGCCCCCCGCCCCCCCCACUCACAAGGUGAACACUGACGGCCCCGCCCCGGCCCCCGCCCAGCUGGACCCCCUGAAGCAGAAAGGCCCGCUCCCCAGCCCCCCCCAGAGCCACGCCGACCUGAAGGCCAAGCCCCCCCCGGGCCUGCUGGACAUCUCCAAACCCAAACCCCACACGUCCCCCGAGGUGUCCAGACACAAAGUCCCCCGGUACCCCGACACCUCCCCCCCCUCCCCUCCCCCGAGCCGCCCGCCCUCCAAGAUGGAGCCGGCCGAAGCCCCGCGCUCCGGGUUCAAGCCUGUGGCGGGGCGCCUGGAGGCGGGGCGUCUGGAGGCGGGGGGCGUGGCCAGCAGCACCAAGAGUCCGCUGAUCAUCGAUAAGAACGAGACCUUCACCGUUUACAGGGACCCGGCGCUGGUCCGCUCCGACGCCGAGAACUCCGCCGGCGUCUCCUCCAACCACGUGGCGGCUUACCUCCACCCCCACCUGCACGGCCUGCACUCCCCCUCCCCCCACUCGCCCUGCCUCACCCCCACGUCGCACCCCCACGCCGCGUCCCACCUCCUGGCCCCGCCCCACUCGUCGGCCCUACCUCAUCCGCACCUGCUGCCUCCGGGGGUGCUCUCCGCCAUGCCCCCCCCCACGGCCUCCCUGCUGGGGGGGCACUCUCGCCUGGACUCCCCGGGCUCGCUGGGCCACCUGGGCCUGGCUCACCCCGCAGCGGCGGCCGCACACCAGCAGCAGUUCCUCCAGGGUCAGGGGCCCCCUCCUCCUCCUCUGCUGGCCCAGGCUCACAGCGGGGCCGCGGGCCUCGGCUUGUACCCCAUCCUGUGGCAGUACCCCAACGGCACGCCGGCCUCCUACCCCCCGGGCCUCAAUCUGCCCCCCGCCGCCAAGUGGGUCCACCCCGAGAACCCGGUGGCCGUCAGCUCCGAGGCGUCGCUCCGCAGGAACACAGCCAGUCCGUGGCUUCACCAGGCCGCCGCCGCCGGAGCCGACGGUCUGGGUCUACUGAGCCACGUCCCGGUCCGGCCCGCCAGCGCCGACGCCCACCGGUCCGCCGUCAAGAUCAACGCGCACGCCAGCCCGCCGCUAUCCAAGACCGGCGCCGAUGUCCACAAAGACGAGGUGGAUAAGAAGUCCUUCGCGGACCCCAUCAGGACCCUGACUCUGGCUCACCUGAAGCAGGAGCAGACGGACAGGAGUCGGACCCCGACGGGGAAAGACCACCACCUGCACCGCCUGUACCUGGACCCCCACAGCAAGUCCCGCCUCCCCAACGCACAGGACUCGGUUCAGGCGGCGGACCGAACCAGCAAGUACAAGGAGGAGAACCGCCAGAUCCUGAAGGAGAGCAUCGAGGUGGCUCCGUUCACCGCUAAGAUCCAGCGCUCUGCCGAUCCCGCCGCGGAGCGGGACCGGGACCGGGACCGGGGCAGGGAUCCGGCCUUCCCGGUCCGGGUUCCCGCUCUGGCCUCCCCCAGCCCCAAACCCAGCCACGUGCACCCCCACGUCAUCCAGUCGGAGAAGAGCAACUACUUCACCACCCUGUCCAACAGCGUGGUCAACGAGCCCCCCCGGCUGUACCCCUCCAAGGACCUGGGCUCCUACUACGACAAGGUGGGGGCGCAGGGGGUGGUGGCCAGCGUGGGGGCCGCGGCGCCCUGCCAGGGGGGCAUGGCCCUGGGCAGCUACACCCCCAAAGGCUCCCUCUCCAAGCCCCCCCCUCUCAUCAAGCACCAGCCCGAGGGGGGCGAGGGUCUGGCCGGCAAGAUCACCGAGCAGCUGAGCCAGCAGGGGGCGCUGGUCCAGCCGCAGAGCCACCUGGACCGGGCGGACCGCCGCAGCCCCGCCAUGUCCCCCUCCUGCACCACGUCCUCGUCAGCUUCAGUCUCCAACGCCCACCCCCACCCCCACCCCCACCCCCAGCAGCAGGCGCAGCAGCUCCGGGCCAUGCCGUCCCUCCACCGGGCGCCCGUCUUCCACCCGCCCACGCAGCACGCCCUGGAGCGCCGGGAGGCGGCGGAGCGGGAGAAGGAGCGGGAGCGGGCGGGGUACGGGGGGCGCCUGUCCCCGCCCACCCUGACGCCCAUCCAGCCCGUCAGCCUGGCGGCGGCCGGUUGCAAAACGUCGGCGGAGCAGCAGAAGCCCCCCACGCUGCUGCCGGAACUCAGGGACGUCAAAGGUCACGGGAGCACGACCGCCAUCACCUCCGUGGCCUCCGUCAUCAGCGGGGAGGGCAGGGCUCCGCCCACAGACGGCUGGAGAGGCGCCGAGAUGCCGCCGGACCGAGGGGGGCCGUACGGCGGCGACAGGGGGGGCCCCAGGGCCAAACCCCAGGCCGCCAUGGCCUCCGUCAUCGUGCGUCCGUCGACGUCGGUGAAGUACGACGGUCCGGCCGGCGCUACCAAACCCGGCGCCAUCGUCCACAGAGAGCCGCCGCCGGGCCGCUUCUACCACGCCAAGGGGCCGGGCGAGGGCGUCCGGGAGCCGGCGGCGGGGCGCGUCAUCCAGCACAACUCCAACCUGGACGACCUGCCGCUCCACAGGAAGGCGUCCGGCGCCCACGGCACGGCCAACUCCGUCUGCAGGGCCGCCGCCGCCGCCUCGCCCUCGCCGGCGUUCGGCCUGCUGGGAAAGAGCGGCGUGGCCGGCCCGGAGCCGGGGUACUCCCUGCCGGCCCGCAGCGACUUCUCCGCCCUGAAGACCGGCAUGGGGGGCUGGGUGCUGAGCCACUCCGGACCGGACCGGGACCACCAGGAGGGGCUGGGCUCCCGGACCGGCUCUCCGGGGGUCUGCCCCCCCCUCAGCAGCUCAUCGGGGAUGCACCACCCGAGUCCCAGCGUCACCCCCACCCCCGGCUCCACGCCCGGCUCCUCCUGUGUUUCUGUGUCUGUCUGCCCCUCCGGGCCCCCCUCCGGGCCCCCCUCCGGGCCCCCCUCCGGGCCCCCCUCAGGCCCCCCCUCAGGCCCCCCCUCAGGCCCCUCCCAGCUCUACUCGCCCUCUUUCAUCCACCUGAAGAAGCACAAAGCUGCUCUGGCUGCGGCUCAGUCCCGGAGCUGCCCCCCCACCGCUGCUGGAACCCCCACCCUGACUGAUGCUCUGGACAAACCCCCUGCUCACAGCUCGCCCCCGCUGCCCUCCUCCUCCUCCUCCUCCUCCUCCUCCUCUUCCUCCUCACUCGACGGCAGCAGCAGCUCGGCGAGCGGGAGCACGACUCCCGGGAAGUCCAGCCCCUUGCCCAAUGGCCAGGCCUCGGGGUCGGCCCCCCCCUCCUGCGGUCAGCCCAGCAACUACCACAAGCUGAAGAAAGCCUGGCUGACCCGCCACUCGGAGGAGGACAGGAACACCACGGCCACCUCCAGCUCCAGCUCCAGCUCCACCUCCACCUCCACCUCCACCUCCAGCUCCACCUCCAGCAGCACCGCCAUGUCCGACAUGAUCAAACCCUGCACCGUCAACCUCAGCGCCUCCACCUCCAGCGAGGUGGACAUGAGCAAGGACGGCGUCGGCAAGGCCGACAGGGAGCGGCCGCCGGAGGACAAGGCGGCGGGGGGCGCGGCGGAGGAGAGGAGGCCCGCCCCUCUGUCCAGGCGCGGAAACAAGCGCUCCUACGAGUCCGGCUCGGAGACCGGCGGGGACGACUCGGACGCCAGCGAGAGCAAGAUGGAAGGCCGGGCCAAGCGGCAGCCCAAACCCACCUACAAGAAGAAGCAGAACGACAUGGCCAGGAGGAAGGGCGACGACAAGGACGACGACGACCUCAAACCCAACGGCAUCUUCAGGUCCGCCCGGGAGAAGACCAAGCUCAAGCUGGCCAGCAGCAACGGGAUCCCCCGCUCGGUGCUGAAGGACUGGAGGAAGGUGAAGAAGCUGAAGCAGACGGGCGAGUCCUUCCUGCAGGACGACUCCUGCGCCGAGAUCGGACCCAACCUGCAGAAGUGCCGCGAGUGCCGGGUGAUCCGCAGCAAGAAGGGCGAGGAGCCGGCGCACUCGCCCGUCUUCUGCCGCUUCUACUACUUCAGGAGGCUGUCCUACAGUAAGAACGGGGUCAUUCGGAUGGACGGCUUCUCGUCUCCGGACCAGUUUGACGAGGAGGCGCUGUCCCUGUGGGAGCCCGGAGCCGUGGAGGACGGCCACCUGGACCGGGCCACGGCCAAGUACAUCCUCAGCUUCAUCGGGGACAAGUUCUGCCAGAUGGUGGUGAUGGAGAACACGGCGGCGGGCUGGGUGAAGAAGGACGCCAAGCUGGCGUGGAAGCGAGCGGUGCGAGGCGUGCGGGAGAUGUGUGACGCCUGUGAAGCGACGCUCUUCAACAUCCACUGGGUGUGUCAGAAAUGUGGCUUUGUGGUUUGUCUGGACUGCUACAAGGCCAAAGAGAGGCGGAGCUCCAAAGACAAAGAGCUGUACGGCUGGCUGAAGUGUGUUAAAGGACAGCCGCACGACCACAAGCACCUCAUGCCCACGCAGAUCAUCCCCGGGACAGUGCUCACGGAGCUGGUGUUGUCCAUGCACUCGCUGAGAGACAAACUCAGCAUCAAGUCCAGCUGUCCCUGUUCGGGCAAGCAGAGCCUGCUGAGCAAGCUGCCAGCAACCAACGGAGUGUCACAGGUCCUGCAGAACGUGCUGAACCACAGUAACAAGCUGUCUCUGGUCAAAGCGGAGGUGGGCUCCCAGCAGAGCCUGGACCAAUCAGGAGCCAAAGUGGAGACCAACGGAGGGGGGGGCGGGGCCAGCAGCCCGGGCAGCGACACGGGCAGCGCCCCCGUCAGCCCCCCGGAGUCCCAGUCCCCCCUGCACUUCCUGGCCGACCUGGCGGAGCAGAAGUCCCGGGAGGAGAAGAAAGAGAACAAGGAGGCGGUGCUCUCCAAGAGUGUGAAGGAGGAGAAGGAGGUGGAGGGCCUGGAGGUGCUGCAGCAGUGUAAGGCCUCCACCCUGGUGUCCGGCGGCUCGGAGCAGGGCUCCACCCUCAGAGACCUGCUCACCACCACGGCGGGGAAGCUGAAGCUGGGCUCCACCGACGCCGGCAUCGCCUUCGCCCCCGUCUACUCCACCGCCUCGCAGACGGGGAAAGGCGGCCGCUCCAUGCCCAACAUCCUGGACGACAUCAUCGCCUCGGUGGUGGAGAACAAAAUCCCCGCCAGCCGCCAGAACCUCGCCGCCAAGCUGUCCCUCAAGCAGGACCCCGUGCUGGCCUCAACCACACCCACGGCGGGCCCCGCCCCCGCCCCGGCCGAGGACGGCAGGGCGGAGCGGAGGAAGGCGGUCCCGGCGAGCGCGGCGGCGCCGGAGGACUGGGCGGGCCAGUACCCGGACAUCCCUCACUGCUGGCUGAACCAGCGGCGGCUGCUCUGGCUCAAGGACCACCGGAACCAGAACAACUGGAAGCUGUUCAGGGAGUGCUGGAAGCAGGGACAGCCCGUCCUGGUCUCGGGGAUCCACAAGCGGCUGAACGCCGGCCUGUGGAAGGCCGACUCCUUCAACCAGGAGUUCGCCGACCACCAGGGAGACCUGCUCAACUGCAAGGACCAGGUGGUCUCCAACUCCGGCAUCAAGGAGUUCUGGGACGGGUUCGAGGACAUCACCAAGCGGCCCAAGUCCAAAGACGGAGAGCCGAUGGUCUACAGGCUGAAGGACUGGCCGUCCGGGGAGGAGUUCAUGGCCCUCAUGCCCUCCAGGUACGACGACCUGAUGAAGAACCUGCCGCUGCCCGAGUACUCCGACCCGGAGGGGAACCUCAACCUGGCCUCUCACCUGCCCUCCUUCUUCGUCAGGCCCGACCUGGGACCCAGACUCUGCUGUGCUUAUGGUGUAGCUGCCUCUCAGGACCAGGACUUCGGGACCGCCAACCUCCAUGUGGAGGUCUCGGACGUUGUCUCGGUUCUGGUCUACGUCGGCGUCGCCAAGGGCAACGGGGUCCUGUCCAAAACUGGCGUGCUGAAGCGUCUGGAGGAGGAGGAUCUGGACGAGGGCGUCCGGAAGCGGCUCAAAGACUCCAGUGAGACCCCGGGGGCGCUGUGGCACAUCUACCUCAACAGAGACAUGGACAGAGUGAGAGACUUCCUGCACAAGCUGUGUAAGGAGCAGGGUGUGGAGGCGUCUCUGGACCAGGACCCCAUCAGGGAGCAGGGCUGGUACCUGAGCAGGAAGCAGCGGCAGCGGCUGCUGGAUGAGCACGGCGUCCAGGGCUGGACCGUGGUGCAGUUCCUGGGAGACUCGGUCCUCAUUCCCGCAGGGGCCAUGCACCAGGUCCAGAACCUCCACAGCUGCGUCCAGGUCAUCAAUGACUUCGUGUCUCCUGAGCACGUCUCCAGCUCCUUCCACCUCACCCAGGAGCUGCGGUCCAGCAAGGAGGAGGUCAACUACGAGGACAAGCUGCAGGUGAAGAACAUCCUGUUCCACUGUGUGAAGGAGGCGGUGAGCGCUCUGAGGAGGAGCUCUGAGGGGGGGGAGGAGGAGGAGAACUCAUGACCCCCCCUGGGCCUCGUCCCGGCUCCUCCAUCAGCUCCUCCUCCCCCCGCGGCUCCCGACCUCCUCCUGCUCCUGCUCCUCCGUCACCUCAAGCCUUCAAUGCCGAGAGGAGGAGCGCCGGCGAGGCCCCGCCCCUCCUCAGGAGGAGGACACUACGCCCAGCGCGGCGCCGCCUGCUGCCCCGCUCAUGAACUGCAGUCAGACUGAAGACCUCAGCUGAUCCAUCAGCAUCACCAGCAGCAUCAGACCAGCCCACCCUGAUGUUCCCCCGUCCCCGUCCCCGUCCCCGUCCCCGUCCCCGCUGUGAUCUGUCCUUUUUCUACUUCUUCUGUCUGUCUGUCGCCCCCCCACCCCCGCCCCCCGUGAAGAUGUAUUUAUUUUAUAGCUCUAUGAUAAUGAUGCCAUGUAACUGAGACGAGAAGCAUUCAUGUAAAUGUGACCUGUACAGUCCCUUCUUUUUUCUUUUGCUAUGUGGUUUUCUGUUGUAAUACGGCUCUACUGUGAUAGAGGACACACACACACACACACACACACACACACACACACACACACACACACACACACACACACACCAGCUAAUGCCUGUACUUUGGGAAAUGUUGAUGCUCUACAGUCCUCAUGCCAUAAAUACAUUUUCUGAAAAGAACUGCCAAACUAUUGUAAAGACUGUGUAAAGUUGUAUUAUGUAAAGAAAAACUAAAUGGCUUAUACACUUCAGCAUUUUAUGAAAAGAAAAAUACAAAACAAAGUAUUCGCUGUAAAAUUAAGACAUUUACAAAAAAGAUGUAAUUUAUUUAAGAAAAUGAUUGAUUGUCUUGUUUUUGUUAAGAUUUACUAUGGUGAACUUUUGAAGUUAAAUAUUAAAAGAAUAAAAAGUUAACUAUAAUAUGUAAAUAUAUACAUAUAUACAUUCACUGAGGUAUUUUUUUAAAAACACGGCUUGCUUCAAUUUCAAAUUUUAAAGUGCAAGUGUUACAUGCUUUGUACAUUGAAGUUCAAAAGGGUUUUACAUUUUCCAUUAAAAUGGAUUUAUCAGACACUG
Molecule: messenger RNA, 9980 nt
Organism: Salarias fasciatus (jewelled blenny)
Lineage: Eukaryota; Metazoa; Chordata; Actinopteri; Blenniiformes; Blenniidae
Gene: jmjd1cb
Product: jumonji domain containing 1Cb
Biological process (GO): regulation of transcription by RNA polymerase II
Cellular component (GO): histone deacetylase complex; chromatin
Molecular function (GO): transcription coregulator activity; chromatin DNA binding; histone H3K9 demethylase activity
Source: RefSeq, a predicted model, not a curated record